Molecule: messenger RNA, 1942 nt
Organism: Daphnia carinata
Lineage: Eukaryota; Metazoa; Arthropoda; Branchiopoda; Diplostraca; Daphniidae
Product: facilitated trehalose transporter Tret1-2 homolog
Exons: 8
Coding region: 136-1812 (558 amino acids)
Biological process (GO): carbohydrate transport; transmembrane transport
Cellular component (GO): membrane
Molecular function (GO): sugar transmembrane transporter activity
Source: RefSeq, a predicted model, not a curated record
CACGUCUAAAGAACCCCGAGCUGGAACGAACGCAGCCGCCUGAGGGUUUUGAACGCAGAAAAAAACAAAGAAAGGUAUUACCUUAUUUUUUUUUCCAGGUCUGGAACGACGCUGCUUUCUAAAUCGUAACAGAAAAUGGACAACACCAAUUUUCAAAAGUGGGUCACCAUCUCGAAUGGCUGCAGAGAGGCAACAUCACAAACAAAAACAGUUGCAAACAAACGCAAGUCGAACGUUUCUCCAAGUUUUCUUCCAAGUUGCUGUCACACAAGUUGUCGUCCGUCUUCCGUACAAGAGAUGAAUGACGAUGAAAAUCCGUUUGGAGGCAAAAGCAGCCGGCCAAACAAUUCGGCGGUGGGAAAAAGAAUCGAUCCUACUACGUCAGACUUCGAAAUCGAUUACGCAACGGCUAAUAAAAGACCGCAAAUUUUGGCCGCCUUGGCAGCUGCGUUUAGUGCGUUUGCCAUGGGCGCUACGUUGGGAUGGUCUUCGCCCGUUCAGCCUCAACUGCAACAGAACUCGACGUUAAAUGCCGUGACAGAUGGGAACAGCACGUGGUUUAUCGACUUGGAUGACGAUCAAAUGUCGUGGGUAGGAUCUUUAAUCAACGUUGGAGCUUCUAUCGGAGCCAUUUGCGGAGGCUAUUUGAUGGACAGAUUCGGAAGGGUCCUCGUUUUGAUGGCCAUUUGCGUUCCUUAUUUCUUUGGAUGGCUCUUGAUAGCCUUAGGUGUCAAUCCGGUGAUGUUGUACAUCGGCCGCUUACUGGGCGGACUAGCAGCCGGAAUCAGUUGCGCCGUAGCGCCGUGUUACAUUGGUGAAAUAGCCACACCCAACGUCCGUGGAACUGUCGGCUUCUUUUUCUCUACCAAUAUCGGACUGGGCAUUUUAUUCACAAGUCUAUUAGGACUCGGAUUGGACUGGCGAUGGAUAUCGGGCAUAUGUGCCAUCACUCCGCUUGUCCUCUUCGCUAGUUUAUACCCUGUUCCUGAAUCUGCCUAUUUUCUCGUCAAAAAUGGUGAUGUCGAGAAGGCCAGUCAGAGUCUGCAAUGGCUACGAGGAAGUCGAUUCAACGUGGAUGCUGAACUAGCUCAGAUAAACGCACGUGUUAGCGAGGACAAAACGCAGAAACUGCACUUGACGGACUUCCUACGACCGUGGGCUUACAAGCCCAUAUUGAUCGGGGUGGCCGUCAUGAUUUUUCAGCAAUUCUCCGGUCUCAACGCGGCCUUGUUUUACUCGGUUGAGAUCCUUCAAGUAGCCGGCUCCAAAUUAGACGCUUUGGUCGCUGCAGUCGUUGUCAUCAUAACGUUGCUCUUAGGUAAUUUUCUUGGUGCCAUCGUCGUCAGCAGAAUCGGCCGCCGGCCUUUGUUUAUGAUCUCUGAGGCAACGGCAUGUCUGUCCAUGUGCGCCCUUGGAGCCUAUUUUCACAUCUUAUCCAACGAUGCGGACACGGCUGUAUCGUUGUCAUGGUUACCGCUGACGUCACUCAUUGUAUUCAUCUCCGGAAUCGGCAUGGGACUUGGCCCGCUUCCUUGGUUGAUUUCCAGCGAGGUCCUACCGGCUAAAAUCAGAGGCCAGGGCAGUUCGAUUGCAGCGUUGGCUAAUUUCGGAUUGUCUUUUAUCGUCACCAAGACUUUCAUCGACAUCCAGCGUGCGGUCACACCGGCGGGCGCCUUCUGGUUCUAUGGUGGCUUCUGUUUCCUCGGCAUCCUGUUCGCCCUGUUCCUCCUUCCGGAAACGAAAGACAAGACGUCGGAAGAAAUUGGGGCCUUCUUCGUGACCGAAACUGUUGAACGCAAUCAACGUGAAUAAUUUGGAUGAGAUACAAAUGUAACAGCGCGUAUUUUCCUCAGCAAAAAUAUUUGAACGUUACGUAUGAGAUUAUAUUUUUAGACAAACAAAUGUUUACAUUUCACUUUAAUACAAUAACGUGCCUGAUUUA